Molecule: messenger RNA, 3709 nt
Organism: Zea mays
Lineage: Eukaryota; Viridiplantae; Streptophyta; Magnoliopsida; Poales; Poaceae
Product: importin-11
Exons: 24
Coding region: 261-3317 (1018 amino acids)
Biological process (GO): protein import into nucleus
Cellular component (GO): nuclear envelope; cytosol
Molecular function (GO): small GTPase binding
Source: RefSeq, a predicted model, not a curated record
GGAGAGACGGGUAAGGGUAAAUAAAAAAAAUUAGCGACUUUGUUAGAUUGCUUACUGGAUUAAAAGUGCUCAUGUCUGUAGUCAGGUGAGCACAAGCCAUUUUCUUUUUCUACUGCGAUGCGAAGCAACACCCUCCGGAAGUCCAGUACCGGACAUCUUCUUCGAUCAUCCCGUACCGCCGUCGCCGCCACCACCACUUCCUUCUGUCGCCGCCACCACCCACUGUCUCUCUCCCGCGCCACCGUUUUGGGCGUUGCGAAAUGGCGCUCUCCGCCAGCGAUGUGCCCACCAUGUACACCGUCCUCGUCAAUUCGCUCAGCGCCGACGAGGCGGCGCGGCGCCCGGCGGAGGCAGCUCUCGCGCAGUGCGAGACCCGCCCGGGCUUCUGCUCCUGCCUCCUGGAGAUCAUCUCGGCCAGGGGAUUGGCUUGUCGGGAGGAUGUCCGCCUGCUCGCCACGGUGUAUUUUAAGAACAGUAUCAACCGCUACUGGCGGCAUCGUCGCGAUUCGUAUGGAAUUAGCAACGAGGAGAAGGACCACCUUCGGAAAAAUCUUUUGCUAAACAUGCGUGAGGAAAAUAGCCAGAUUGCACUGCAGCUAGCUGUAUUAAUCUCCAAGAUUGCACGAUUGGAUUACCCAAAAGAGUGGCCAGAGCUUCUGUCUGUAUUGGCACAACAGCUGCAGUCCGCUGACGUUCUUGCUUCACAUCGCGUGUUUAUGGUCCUGUUUCGAACAUUAAAGGAGCUGUCAACUAAACGGCUUGCUGUGGAUCAGAAGAACUAUGCAGAGAUCACUGGCCAUUUGUUUGAGUAUACCUGGAACCUUUGGAAGAGUGAUGUGCAGACUAUAUUGCAGAAUCUUUCUAUGCUCUCACAGCGGAAUGACAUAGAUUCCGUUUUUGAGCAAUCCAAUGACCUUGCUUUGAUUUGCGACCGGUGGUUGCUCUGCCUAAUGAUUGUCCGGCUACUAAUUUUUUCAGGUUAUGCUAGUGAUUCAAGAACUGCACAGGAGGUCUGGCAGGUCAGGGAAGUUUGUCCAACAGUUUUGACUGCCAUUAAAUCCCUUCUUCCAUAUUACGACACCUUCAAAGACAAGCAUGCUAAACUAUGUGACUUUGCAAAAAGGGCAUGCACUAAGUUGAUGAAAGUCCUCGUUACUCUACAAGGCAGACAUCCAUAUUCUUUUGUUCACGAAACUGUGCUUUCAGCUACAGUAGACUUCUGUUUGAAUAUGAUUACAAAUCCUGAACAGACUGGCACAACUUUUGAGGAGUUCCUUAUACAAAGCAUGGUUUUGGUUAAAUCAGUACUGGAGUGCAAAGAAUACAGACCAAGUCCCAUGGGACGUGUGAUCAAUGAAAAUGAGCCUUUAAGUCUGGAGCAAAGGAAGAAAAACUUCGCAGCAGUGGCUAGUGACAUGCUGAAGGUCAUUUUGUCUGGUGAUCGAGUUGUGCUGCUUUGCAACAUUUUAGUAAGGAGGUACUUCAUUUUCACAGCAAAGGAUUUGGAAGAGUGGUCAGAGAAUCCUGAGUCCUUCCACCAUGAGCAGAAUUUGGUUCAGUGGACCGAGAAAAAACGGCCAUGUGCUGAAGCCCUCUUCAUUGUUAUCUUCGAGAAGUACCGAGAGCUUCUAGCUCCAGUUGUUGUUUCUGUUCUUCGUGAAGCUAUGGCUAUUUCUCCACCACAAGAAACAGAGGUUACUGCAGGAAUGCUUUUAAAGGAUGCUUCCUAUACAGCUGCCGGGCAUGUUUAUUAUGAACUUUCGAACUAUCUCAGUUUUAAUGAAUGGUUCCAUGGAUCUCUAUCUAUUGAAAUUUCAAAUCAUCACCCCAAUAUGCGUAUCAUUCGUAGAAAAAUCGCAUUGCUACUUGGGCAUUGGAUUUCUGAGAUCAAGGGCGACACUCGGAAAUUGGUAUACCGCGCUUUGGUUGGGUUGCUGCAGGAUAAUGAUAUAGCUGUUAGGCUAGCAGCAUGCUCUUCUCUCUGUUAUCUUUUCCAAGAAUCUUGCUUUUCUGAAUUAGAUUUGUUUGAGUGUCUUCCUACAUGUUGGACAAUGAGUUUCAAGUUGAUAGAAGAUGUACAAGAAUUUGAUUCAAAGGUGCAAGUGUUGAACUUCAUUUCAGUUCUUCUUGAACAUGCGGGGGACAAGGUUAUUCCAUUUGCAUGUCAGCUAUCACAAUUUUUUCAGAUGAUAUGGAAUGAAUCUGCGGGUGAAAGCUUGCUACAGAUACAAUUACUAACAGCACUUAGAACUUUUGUUUCUUCGCUUGGAUUCCAGUCACCUCUUUCUUACCACAUGCUUAUUCCUAUACUGCAAAGUGGUAUCAAUAUUGACAGCCCUGAUGCUCUUAAUCUUCUUGAGGACAGUGUUUUGUUGUGGGAAGCAACCCUUUCAAAUGCCCCUUCCAUUGUACCUCAACUUCUGGAUUUAUUCCCUUACCUUGUGGGCAUCAUGAAUAGAAGCUUUGACCAUCUGGAGGUCACAAUGAAAAUAAUUGAGGAUUACAUUAUUUUUGGCGGUUCAGAAUUUUUGAAAAGCCAUGGUGCAAGCCUAGCUAACAUCAUUGAUACUAUUGUUGGAAAUGUCAAUGAUAAAGGACUUCUCACUGCACUUCCUAUUGUUGAUCUUCUUAUUCAGAUAUUUCCUCUGGAAGCUCCACCAUUGAUAUCCAGUGCUCUUCAGAAACUUACCUUCAUUUCGUUGAGUCAAGAUGAUGGCCAAAACCCGUCUAGGACAACUGUCCGAGCAUCCUCUGGGGCGAUUCUUGCUAGGCUUCUGGUGAUGAAUACAAACUUUUCGGCACAACUAUUAUCAGAGCCUGCUCUUUUGGCAAGCAUCCAACAAGCAGGGAUUUCUGUGAACAAUAAUCUGCUUUUUUCUUUGGUUGAUAUGUGGAUCGACAAGGUAGAUGACGCAAAUGCUAUACAGCAGAAGGAAUACGCAAUGGCACUUUCUGUAAUCCUGACAUUACAGGUACCUCAGGUCAUUGACAAACUUGAUGACAUACUGAGUGUCUGCACUACUGUCAUUAUAGGAAGCCGUGAAGUAAAGACUGAUGACGAUACUAGCGGCGAUAUCACAAGCUCUUCAUGGAUAGGCAACGAUGGUUCAGGUUAUUCCAACACUUCAAGCAAAGAGCUGAGAAAGCGCCAGGUAAAGGAUUCAGAUCCUAUCAAACAAACAUCGCUAGAGAUGGUGUUAAGAGAGAACUUAAAAGCAUGUGCUGUUUUCCAUGGGGAUGCAGCAUUCAACGCUGCCAUCGGCAGGAUCCAUCCAUCUUCGUUUGCUCAGCUGCAACAGGCCCUGAAUACUGCAUAAGAGUGCAUAGCUGCUUACUGGAUUGUAUGGAGCAUUACGUGGAGCAGGCAUUGCUUUGUGAGGUGCUGACAGACAGUUGAAUCGCGGUAUGACACAGCAGUGCAGUGCAGAGAGAGCAUGUCCUGAUCUUCCGAAAUAUAAUUGGAUUGGAUUGGAUUACCGCGGUCAAUGUGGAUGGCCAGAGUUUUUAUAGCUGUCCUUCCAACAUGACUGACUCGAUCUUCUCCCCUCCCCCUUCUCAAAUCAUGGCCAGGCAUCCAUCCUAGUUGAUUUUUAUCCCUUGUUUAGCGAGGUGACGCCGAGAUUGUUGUUUGAGAAGGAAAUCUGGAAUGCAAUUUUGUUGUACGUUUUAUGUUCCCAUUAGGAAUAAAAAUGUUCUUUACAUUCACGUA